AUGGUCCUACCCGCAAUUCGGGUCGCUCCGACAGCGGCGACGAGAGCAUUCAAUCUGCUCCGCACCGUCCAAUAUACCCACCCUCCCAGCUGUCCCUGCCAUUCGAACCCUGCACAUCACCACCAUCAUCAGCCGUCCGCGUCCUCCAUAACGAGAUAUGCGCGGCACAUGGCAACCCCGAUUGACCCAUCCCAGCAGAAAGAAUAUGCGUUCGAAAUGGCAGCGUCCAGCAUCCGCUUUGGGCCCGGCGCAACCAAGGAAGUGGGCAUGGAUUUUACGAACUUGGGCGUAAAGAAGGUGAUGGUGGUCACGGAUCGAAAUGUGGCAAAGCUGGAUGCGAUGAAGAAUGCGAUUGAGGGGCUGAGCAAGGAGGGGAUCCAAUUCACAGUUUAUGAUAAAGUGAGAGUAGAGCCGAAGGAUUAUUCAGUGAAGGAUGCCAUUGCUUUCGCUAAACCAUACAACGCCGAUGCGUUCCUGGCUGUGGGCGGUGGAUCUGUCAUCGACACCUGCAAGCUUAUGAAUUUGUACUGCGUAUACCCCGAAGCAGACUUUCUUGACUUUGUAAAUGCUCCCCUCGGCAAAGGUCUUCCAAUCGCUAGAACGCUGAAACCGCUCAUCGCUAUUCCAACAACCGCCGGAACGGGAGCUGAAACUACCGGAACCGCAAUUUUCGACCUUGUGGAUAAGAAAGCAAAGACGGGCGUUGCGCACCGAAAUAUGAAGCCAACUCUGGGUAUCUGCGACCCUCUGAAUACGAGAACGAUGCCAUCAGCUGUGCAUGCUGCUUCAGGCCUCGAUGUCCUCUGCCAUUCUCUUGAAUCGUGGACGGCAAUUCCAUUCAAUGAACGCACUCCUCGACCAACUAACCCCAUUAACCGGCCAGCCUACCAAGGGGCCAACCCAAUUUCGGAUAUUUUCUCACUCCAGUCCUUGAAGAGUACGGUCAAAUAUCUCCCACGUGCUGUCAAAGACCCAGAGGACCACGAAGCUCAGAGCCAGAUGCUUCUCGCCGCGACUUUAGCUGGAGUCGGCUUUGGAAAUGCUGGUGUACAUCUGUGCCACGGAAUGAGUUAUCCUAUAUCAGGACAGAAUCCUGGAUAUAAACACAAGGGAUAUGAAGUGGACCACGACAUCAUUCCGCACGGCGUGUCUGUGGCCGUUUCUGCUCCAGCUGUUUUCCGGUUCACAGCUGCAAGUAACCCCGAUCGCCACCUGGCCGCGGCGGAAAUAUUCGGCAAAGAUAUCUCAAACGUGAAGCGCGAAAGCGCUGGAGAGGUUCUUGGUGAAGCGAUUGCAGAGUUUUUGAUCAAGUUGGGCGAUCAACCACGGGGACUCAAGGAUUUGGGGUUCAAUAAAUCCCAUAUUGACAUGUUAGUUGAGGGGACGAUACCUCAGAAGCGAGUGCUGGACCUUGCGCCAACUUUGAGCAAGGAACUCGAAACUGAAAAGGAGGAAUUGCGAAAACUGUUUGAGGCAUCGAUGGAGUACUAG
Molecule: messenger RNA, 1491 nt
Organism: Uncinocarpus reesii 1704
Lineage: Eukaryota; Fungi; Ascomycota; Eurotiomycetes; Onygenales; Onygenaceae
Product: Fe-containing alcohol dehydrogenase 1
Exons: 3
Coding region: 1-1491 (496 amino acids)
Cellular component (GO): mitochondrion
Molecular function (GO): alcohol dehydrogenase (NAD+) activity; metal ion binding
Source: RefSeq, a predicted model, not a curated record